UACAAAUGGAUGAUGCAACAGCAUUGGUAUCGAUUUGAUUUUUCUCUUGCUACCAAGCUAGCUGAUUACAUGUGUAAGGAGCGAAAAUUCUCAAAAUGUUGUGAUAUAUUCGAUGAUAUAAUCAACCAGGGAUGCGUGCCUUGUGAAUCUACAUUCCAUUUAUUAAUUGUUGCCUAUCUUAGUUCAUCCAUUCAAGGAUGCUUGGAGGAAGCAUGUAGCAUUUACAAUCGUAUGAUUCGGUUGGUAACUUACCAGCCUAGACUUAGCUUGCAUAAUUCCCUAUUCAGAGCUCUUGUAAGCCAACCAGGAGCCUCUUCAAAGCAUUAUCUAAAACAGGCUGAGUUUAUUUUUCACAAUGUGGUAAGUGGACUGGAGAUACAUAAGGAUAUCUAUGAUGAUCUUAUUUGGCUACAUAGCUAUCAGGACACCAUAGAUAGAAAAAAAAAAAGUAUUGCAUUGUUAAGGAAGGAAAUGCAAGAUGCAGGAAUUGUGGAGGGUAGAGAAGUGCUUGUGUCCAUUUUGAAAGCCUGCUCAAAGGAGGGGGAUGUGGAGGAAGCAGAAAAGGCAUGGCUCAAACUGCUCCAUUCUGAAGAUAGUAUCCCGCCUCAGGCUUUUGUGUAUAAAAUGGAAGCUUUUUCAAAUAUUGGAGAACUUAUGAAAUCUUUGGAGAUAUUCAGAAAGAUGCAGGAACAAUUGGCUUCCACCAAUGUAGCAGCGCAUCAUAAAAUCAUAGAGAUUUUAUGUAAAGCUCAAGAAGUUGAACUUGCAGAGUUCCUCAUGAUAGAAUUCAUAAAAAGUAAUUUGAAACCGCUAAUGCCAUCUUAUAUUGAUAUGAUGAGUAUGUACUUCAACUUCAGCCUUCACGAUAAGUUGGAGUUAGCCUUCUCUCAGUGCCUUGAGAAAUGUCGACCCAACUGUACCUUUUACAGUAUCUACUUGGAUUCUUUGGUGAAAGUUGGAAAUCUAGACAAAGCUGAGAAGAUCUUCAAUCAAAUGCUUAGUGAAGGGGCAAUCAGUGUUAACACUCGAACAUGCAACACCAUUUUAAGGGGAUACCUGUUUUCAGAUUAUGUGAAGGCAGAGAAAAUAUAUGAUCUAAUGUGCCACAAGAAAUAUGAUAUUGAUUCCUCAUUGAUGGAAAAGCUUGAUUAUGUCCUGAGUUUGAGUAGGAAAGAGAUUAAGAAACCAGUCAGCUUGAAUUAG
Quercus lobata is the source of this 1203-nucleotide messenger RNA. Its product is annotated as pentatricopeptide repeat-containing protein At2g15820, chloroplastic-like. Gene Ontology annotation, molecular function: protein binding. NCBI's taxonomy places the organism in Eukaryota, Viridiplantae, Streptophyta, Magnoliopsida, Fagales, Fagaceae. Gene Ontology annotation, biological process: mRNA cis splicing, via spliceosome; Group II intron splicing; photosystem I assembly. The record is from RefSeq and is a predicted model, not a curated record.